UGGGGCUGCUGUGAGGAGAGACUGGUUGCGUGGCUGCAGCUGCGCCGCGCUCCGCAGCGCCCCGUACCGGCCGGGCCGCCUCACUGCGAGGAGACGGAGCUGUGUGCGCCCGGUGAGCGACUGCCGCUGAAGAGACGACACCGCUGUCUGCACUCAGCUUGACCUGCAACUGGCAAUGGACUACAUGAACAACGCCUCAAACAGCUACAGUUCUGGGGACACCAUGAGCGCCUCCUUAGCCAACAUGACCAUCAACGACCAGCACCACCAGGAGAACGGAGUCGCCAAAAUGAAAGAGGAUGAAGCAGCGUUCAGUGAAAACGGAGUGAAAUCUGUGUCUGAGCUCUCUCAGCCAGAGAGCAGCCACUGUGAGGACGAGGUGCAGCCUGCGGAGUUGGCUGCAGAGAAAGAAGGAGCUGAAGGUGUGUCUGAGCUCUCGGGUAUAGAGAGCGCCUCGAGUGAAGAUGGAAGUCAACUUGCGGGAGGAGCAGCUUCAACAGCUCAAGCGAAAAUGGAUAAUGGAGAUAAGACUCAAACUGUCACCACGCCACCCUCUUCCCUUAAACAACCGUCUGUGGUCACCAAGGGCAACAAAUCACACGCAUCUUCCCGUAACGGCCACAGCUCCAUCCCUGUUAAAGCCGGCAGCACAGGGCCCAGGCAGCCCGAAACUGGUGCAAAACCUCAGACCCCCGGAGCCAGAACUUCUGCCAGAACUGGAGCUCAACCAGCUAGUGCCAAGAAACUCCCCACUCCAAAAAUUGAGAAAGAUGCCAAGAGUGGACAGAGCAGCCCUGGUACUCCCAAAUCCCCUUCUAGCCAAGCGCUCUCCGCGAAGUCUGCAGCUGAGGCCAACAAAGUGAAGAAGGUGGCAGUGGUGCGCUCCACUCCCAAAUCCCCGGCCUCGCUGAAGAGCCGCCCGCCGGCCCCUCUAGCCGCCGCAGCGCCGAUGCCCGACCUGAAGAACGUCAGGUCCAAGAUCGGCUCCACAGACAACAUCAAACACCAGCCCGGAGGUGGAAAGGUAAAAAUCCUUGAUCAGAAGGUGGACUUUUCUAAUGCGCAGUCUAAGUGCGGCUCCAAAGACAAUAUCAAACAUGUACCCGGUGGCGGCAAUGUUCAAAUCCUCGACAAGAAGCUGGACUUAACCAACGUCCAGGCGCGCUGCGGUUCUAAAGCCAACCUGAAGCACACGCCUGGUGGCGGCAAGGUACAAAUUCUUGAUAAGAAGUUGGAUUUAACCAAUGUGCAGUCCCGGUGCGGCUCCAAAGAUAAUAUAAAACAUGUACCCGGUGGUGGCAAUGUUCAGAUUGUGCACAAGAAGAUCGAUCUGAGCAACGUCACUUCUAAAUGUGGAUCAAAAGGCAACCUGCAUCACAAGCCGGGAGGUGGAAAUAUUGAGAUCAAAAACGAGAAGCUGGAGUUCAAAGUUCAGUCCAAGAUCGGCUCUCUGGACAACAUUGGCCACGUCCCUGGAGGCGGACAGAGAAGGAUUGAGAGCCACAAACUGACCUUCCGCGAGACUGCCAAGGCCCGCACCGACCACGGCGCCGAGAUCGUCGCCUUGGAAGACUCCCCCCACCAGCUCAGCACCGUGUCGUCCUCCGGCAGCAUCAACAUGGCCGACUCUCCGCAGCUCUCCACGCUGGCCGACCAGGUGUCCGCCUCCCUGGCCAAACAAGGCUUGUGAACGCGCCCUAACCCUCCACCCUCCACCCUCCACCUUGAUCACACAUAGAGGAGUUGUGAUGCCUUCCUCGUUAUUUUCACAGGACUUUUUUAGCUACCCAUCACUGUUUAUCCUCCACUAACCAUUGAAACUUUUCUUGAGGCGUUACCAUUAGAGGUCUUGAGACAAAAACAAAUGAACAAGUAGGCCACCGUGUAUUUAAUUUCUGUCUGUGGUCUUUGAUCUCUCUUUGAUUUCCAACCUUUUAUAUAAGUGUCCCUUCAAGAGUUGAAGCACCCGAGCAGAACAAAAUUCACAUAUCUCUUCAUAAUCUGACAGCUUGGUUACUUGUCACAUUGAACCCCAUUAGAAAUGUAACUUUUCAGUGUCACCUUGAUCGGUGUCUCCCAGCAUAUCGUUUUUUUUAUUAAAAUAAAAAAAAUAACAGAAUAUCUACCUGGAAAAUGGAGGUCCAGUUGGAUGCUAGAGGAAAGCCGUUACAACAAAAGUAGCAGACAAAAAAUGCUUUCAGACCUCACUGCUGUUUUUGCUUUGUGUAGUUGGGACAUGUGCUGCACCUUGAGGUACAGAUCAAAAAUAAGGCUGCCGAGAAGCUGGAGGAGACGCCUGUGAUUCACACGUCAACCAUAACCAUCCCUAUGGUAAUCUUUAGCAACAUAACUCUUCUUUUGCUUCCCUAAACCAAGGAUAAUCUUUAGCAAUGUUAAGGUAGUCUUCAGUAUCUCAAGGCUAGUUUUAAGCAUAUCUAGGCUAGUCUUUAGCAUUCCUAAGCUAAGCCUGAGCAUACUUAUUAGGAUCAUUUUUUAGGUUCGCUAAGCUUGUCUUUAGCAUUCCUGAGCUAGGCUUGGGUGUGACUAGGCUUGUCUUUAGCAUUGCUAACUAGUCUCAAGCAUCCCUCUGCUAGUCUUGAGCAUCAUUAGGCUACUCUCUAACAUCCUUUGGCUAGCAUUUAGCAUCAUGGCUUGUCUUGAGCAUGCCAGACUAGUCUUGAGCCUCAUUAAGCUAGUUCUCUGUGCUUAAAUCUAGCAUCCCCAGCUAGUCUUAGUUUCUUCUUGGGUACGCCAUGGCUAGUCUUGAGCAUCAUUAACCUAGCUUCUAGCAUCCAUAGGCUAGUCAUUAGUAUCCCAAGGCUUGUAUGUAGCAUACCUAGGCUAGUCUCAAGCAUCCUUAGGUGGGUCUUUAGCAUUCAUAGGCUAGCGCUGAGCACAUCUUGGCUAGCAGUCAGCAUCCCUGGGGUAGUCACUCUAAUUUCUAAGGAACAUUUAAAUAUACACUGUCUGUAAUACAGUUUACGGCUUAUAACUCUCAACCCACAAGCACAAGAACAGUUUACGUUGUGCCAUAUUACUUUUUUUUAAAUGAAAUGUAGUUUUGUAUGUGGAAUUCACUCAAAGCUACAGUGCAGGACUUAGAAAUGUAAAUUAACAUUAGGUUCAGGCAAGAAAAUAAUAUUUGAUUUGCAAAUAUGGUCAAACAGCGUUGGGGGUCGACUCCUCCUCCGAUAGACAUUCGUACGUGUCAACAGUGUUUGUGUAAUUUAUCUCACUGCCAAGAGGGGAAGACAAACGUUCUGCACUGUAGCCGUAAAUAUUUAUAUGAAUUGUCAUAUCUUAUGAAUUCUUAUUUUUGUUAGUGUCUAUCUGCAUUUUGAUUUAUUCAUAAACAAUAAUGCGCACCUGCAUCUUAUAAACAGUGUAGAUUCAAAUAUUCCUCAAAGCUCCUACAAACACUAACGUAUUUAUUAACUAUUGUUGCUGUGUGAAUAACUCGCCUCCUGAUCGGCCUCUAGGUUGUCUUAUUUUUGACACUGCUCCACAGGUGAGAGGUGGUGUUACCCGGAUUCAAAAAAAUAAAAUAAAUAAGAAUAAAAAAAAAAAAACUGAACAGCUAGAGUAGGAACUUUGUGUUGGGCACAGUUUUCUAAUCGUACUCUGUGGAUAUAUGACAUGUAUUUGAUAUGAAGAAACAUUUGUAUCGUGCCUGCUACUGUCAGUGUUAAUUCUUUUCUCUUUUUUUUACCGCUCUAUUGUAAAUGCGCUACAGCUACGAGGAGGAGAAUUAAGACGUUUUAAGUAUCUGAAUUAUCCACUUACUCAGCUCUGAUUACAGUAUUUAAACUGCUAUAUGCACUAAAAAAGGUAGCUAGAUGAAUUAAUCGCAGUUGUUAAAGAAGUUAGCGAGGCUGCAGCAGCAAAGAUCCUGCGUACUGAAGGAUGUUUCGAGGAGGGGUUUGUGUCAUGGUCAGAUGACGGUAAUCUGACAUCACCGAGGAACUUUUAAACCUGAGCUCUGAGCACACAGGACUCAUCAGCCAGUUGAGUUUCAGCUUCGUUAAAUGCUCCACAUUCACUGUAAAAGUUAUGGCAAAAGUAUGUGAACACGCAAAUGUUACGGCUCCGAAUUAAUUUGCUAAUGUUCGGACGUGAGAGGCGCCAACCUCCGCGCAAAAUCCUUUUACAGUACAUUUCCACAAAUGUCCACUAGAGGCCGACUCUGAGUAGACAUAAAAAAACUACAAAUGAGUGAAUAAUUCUUUACUGCCUCUCUAUAGCUGAUUUCUCCAUUAAUUACAACAGAUUUUCAUAUAACUGACCAGUUUAAAUCAUGUUAAGGGUUAAAGUUACGAUUCAUUAAGGGCGUGGCCUCUUUGACAGGUGGGUAUAUUCUCACAGGUUGCUAGCUAGCCUUAGCUCAACUCACGCUUCACCUCUUUGACCAUUGAAUUAGCUGGGUGACGCCACACUGAGCUUCAAAACUUCUAUUCAGCCAAUAACUUUAAAAAAUAUUGAGAAGAAAGUCCAACAUUGUGAGUUUGAUCAUUUUUAAAUUAGCUAGGUCUGUCAAGGUGGCGACGGCCAGAGGCGACACGCUGAGCUUCAAAACUGCUCUCGAGGAGCAAUUUGAUUUGAUUUCACACCGUAGUCUUUAUAAAAUCACUGGACCCACUGAACAUGUCCACAUACUUUUGGCCAUAUUUCACUUUUAAGGCCCAGCUAGUCACAUUUUAAUUUCGGAUUAUUUUCCUCAUUUUUAUUCCAGCCGCAGGUUUCACAUAACCACGUAACCUAAAAAUCCAGUCCGCGUGUUGACCAGUCCUCGUGACUCAUUCCUCGCAUUAAUUGAUAUGAGUGAAACAGCUUCUUGCAUGCACCUCAUGUAAGGUUGCCUCCCUUUGACAACGUGGUCUCCUUGUAUAUCCUGUUUAUAUAUGCUUUUACUUUGGAGGGAUGUACUGUUGUGGGAUUUGAGGGGUAGAAAGCCGUGUGAAGGUUUUAACUGAGGGAGUGAGACACAUUGUGCUUGCAUGCUACAUCCUCGGCGCUUUAGUUCGACCACGUUUCGUCUCUGUUGCUGGACAGACGUGGACGCCGGGGGACGAGCUGAGGGACGAGCUGAUCCCGAGCGUCGGAGAGCUUUCUGCCGUAACAAAAAACUGGUCACCUUUGUUUUUUUUCUUUUUCUUCUUUGGUUUCUUCUGAGGCUGUACAGUUGUGGAAAUGUGAUUGUUCUCGUUAUUGUGCAUUUGAUCAAUAACUGGUUUAUGAUGAUUCUUGUUGCUGUAUAUGUGUAUUUGAAAAUAAAUGCUAUGAAGUCAC
Molecule: messenger RNA, 5286 nt
Organism: Mugil cephalus (flathead mullet)
Lineage: Eukaryota; Metazoa; Chordata; Actinopteri; Mugiliformes; Mugilidae
Gene: mapta
Product: microtubule-associated protein tau a
Exons: 16
Coding region: 176-1690 (504 amino acids)
Biological process (GO): neuron projection development; microtubule cytoskeleton organization
Cellular component (GO): neuron projection
Molecular function (GO): microtubule binding
Source: RefSeq, a predicted model, not a curated record